AUGUACGCUGAAAAUUUUAAUCUUUUGCCUCACAUUAAAUUUAAUACUACUGUGUUAAAGAUAUCAAUACUUCCCGAUAAACGUUGGAAUGUUAAAUACAUUAUUCAAUGUGAAAAUGAAGAAAAAGAGGAAAUUUUUGAUUUCGUAAUGGUUUGCACCGGGAAACAUCGCAAACCUAGAUGGCCUGAAUUUAAAGGAAUGAACUUAUUUAAGGCGUACGACCAUAGUCCAUCUCGUUUCACGCAAUAUAUAAUUCCACCCUUUAUUAGAGGAAAAAUAAUUGAAAAUUAUAUAAUUAAAUCCUUUACUUAUCCUCCUCAUCUCGAACCUAAUGACCCUAUAAUUGCUACACUUCCUAUUAUAAAUUUUGAAAUUUUUCAAUACCUUGCGGCUGGUACAGUUAUUGUGAAACCAGAUAUUAAAGAACUUAAAUCUGAAAAUAAUCAAAUCGAAUUUAUUGAUGGGACUGUCUUGGAGAAUAUUGAUGUUGUUAUUUAUGCUACUGGUUUUGAUAUUGAUUUUUCUUUCUUAGAUAACCAGGUUUUUACUGGUGGGGAUGAAAUUAUUCAAGAGUUUAGAAAUGAUUUUUAUAAUUUAGUUUGGUUGUAUAAAUCAAUUUAUCCUCCAAAGUAUCCUAAUAUUGCUUUCCUUGGAUUGUCAUUAGGUGCUCCUAUUUUGCCGAUCAGUGAAAUGCAAGCCCGUCACAUAAUCGGUCAUAUUAAAGGAUUUAUCAAGCCACUCCCAUCUCAAUAUGAAAUGGAAAAAUCUAUACGUAAUAAUUAUGAAGCUAUUCGUAAAAAUUCUUGCAAACAUGCUCGUAGCGCUAUUCGUCAAAAUUAUCUAUCUUAUUUGGAUUCAUUGAGCAAAGAUGUUGGAUGUUAUCCUUAUUCUUAUGAGAUAAUUAAAAAGUUUGGCUUUAGUUUUUGGAAAUUAAUUAUGUUCGGAAUAGCUACUCCUGUUCAAUAUCGGCUACUAGGAAGGAAUUCUUGGGAAGGUGCAAGAGAAGCUAUUCUGCUUUAUAACAAAAAUAGUUUUAAACCUAUUGCUAAAAGAUCAAAAGUCUAUAAUUUAUUGAUUUAUAUCCUUAUUAUUUCAUUAAUAUUGUUAAAGCGAAACGGCACUGAACCCGAUAACAGACCAAAUGUUGAAGAAUUA
Racocetra fulgida is the source of this 1155-nucleotide messenger RNA. NCBI's taxonomy places the organism in Eukaryota, Fungi, Glomeromycota, Glomeromycetes, Diversisporales, Gigasporaceae. The record is from the annotation of a GenBank genome assembly.